Synchiropus splendidus (mandarinfish) is the source of this 3917-nucleotide messenger RNA. Its product is annotated as zinc finger protein ZXDC. Gene Ontology annotation, biological process: regulation of transcription by RNA polymerase II. The record is from RefSeq and is a predicted model, not a curated record. Bases 25 to 3423 code for a protein of 1132 amino acids. Lineage: Eukaryota; Metazoa; Chordata; Actinopteri; Syngnathiformes; Callionymidae. The transcript is spliced from 10 exons. Gene Ontology annotation, molecular function: transcription coregulator activity. Gene Ontology annotation, cellular component: nucleus.
CUGCGUUGCUACAGGGAUACAGAAAUGGAAAUUCAGGGGCUUCCAGAUGCCCAAAACAUUCAUUCGCAACAUGGCGUCCUCCUCGACAGGACUUCACCCCACGCCCAGCCAAAGAGUUGGUCAGCAUCUCGGCUUAUUUCGAACGAAAAUGAAACAGCUAGUCCUCAGCAAAGCGCGCGGCCAGAGAGUGACGCUAACAACAACAGGCCGACGCCGCCACCGCCGCACUUCUGCCUGCUAGCUAAAGAUGGCAGCGAGACCAGUUCGACUGCUGACUGCAAACAAGGCAACGAGACGGAGGGUUGUGUCAUUGCGACGCUUGGCGACGUCAACACAGAGACCGUUCACGACAGCAGCCAGCUGUUUGGUUUGUAUGAGUUUGCUACGCCUUUGAUGAGAAACGAAGCGGUGCUGCUAAACGCGCUUCCUGUUGAAGGAGCGAGAGAAGCGACGGUCGGACGGCAGCGGGAGGACGGUUCCAACGUGAGAGCCAGUGACACCGCCGCGACCAGAAGCUGCACCAUGCCGACUAGACAUGACAGGAACGCUCAGGGAGUAUACGUUGUUUUGAACGUUUUCAAAGACGAGAAAGGCACAGACCACGACGAUUUCCCCUCCAAGAUCGGCAUAAUACGCCACGUAACUGAGGAACGGCGAUUUGAAACCGUGGACACGAGAAUAAACGUCGUUUUAAGCGGCUGCACGACCGAGCCGUCUGACUCAGAGCUUCGCUCCGUGAAUCCUAUUUUUCACUUGCCAGACUCGUCGAACGGAAACUCGACUGUUGCGGAUCGAACAGCCGAGGGCUUGGUUUUGUCAGGCAAGACUGAUAGAGGAAUGUCCAUCGAAACGAAAGGCAACGAACUUGCUGAACGUGGACGGCUUAUUUCUGAAACCUCUCAUUUGCUGCAAGACAUUGGGACGCCUGAUCUGAUCGCUGACCAAGGAGGUUCAGCUUCACUGACCGACUCCGCGAGUCCGACAACGUGUGACGCUUUCUCUGGCACUGUAACGAUCAAUAACCAGAGCAUCACUGUGAACGUAGAAAACGGCAUCCUGUCACUGGCUGCCCCAGUGGGAACCUAUGUGCAGAAGGAGAGCACACCUAGUUCAAAGACGGACAGUGUUCAUUUCACUCAUGUAGGCGGAAGUAAAGCCAAUGGACAGUUAAGCGCAUUGUCGAUUACAAGUCUUUCUCCAAAUAGUUGUUCCUUAUCAGCAAUGCACCAUACUGUUGAUCCAUGUUCCAUUGUCAAACAAGAGGACGGCGUGACUAUUCAGUCAAGAAAGUUAACUUUGUCGCCCUGUGAUGAUGCAAAUGUCAAAACUCUGUCUGUGUUCAGGUCUAAGAAAGAUGCGGUGACCUCAUUUAGCUGCCCAGAACCGGCUUGUUCCUUAGCAUUUGAUUCCAGACAGAAACUCAAAGUUCAUCUUCUGACUCAUGCUGAUGACCCUCGGCCUUACCAGUGCUCAGUGGAGGGUUGUGGCUGGACUUUUACGACAUCUUACAAACUAAAACGGCAUCUUCUUUCCCAUGACAAGCAGCGCCCGCACACAUGCCAAUUUGAAGGCUGUGGACGAUGCUUUUCAACUGUUUACAAUCUCAAAGCUCACUUUAAAGUGCAUGUGCAGGAUCAUGGCUUCAUCUGCGAUGUCUGCAGUGAAAAGUUUCGCAGUGCAACGAGGCUCGCCAGUCAUCAGAGGAUCCAUUUUGAACCACAGCGGCCAUACAAGUGUGAAUUUUCAGGUUGUGAGAGGACAUUCAUUACCUUCAGUGCCCUUUUCUCGCACAAGCGCACGCACUUCAAAGAAAUGGGAGAUUUCACCUGCACAUAUCCAGGAUGCAGCAAAACCUAUGACAAAGCUUGUCGCCUCAAAAUUCAUCUCAGAAGUCAUACUGGUGAAAGACCAUUCAUAUGUGAUUCUGCUGGCUGUGGCUGGUCUUUUACCAGCAUGUCAAAGUUGCUACGACAUAAAAGAAAACAUGAUGAUGACAGACGCUUUGUGUGCAAAGAAGAAGGAUGUGGGAAAUCCUUUACGCGUGCUGAACAUCUUAAGGGGCACAGUAUCACUCAUCUUGGCACAAAGCCAUUCCAAUGCCACACUGAAGGUUGUAAUGCCAGGUUUUCAGCACGCAGCAGCCUGUACAUCCACUCCAAGAAACACAAGCAAGAUGCAAACUCCUUGAAGACCCCUUGUCCUGUGUCCAACUGUUCCAAGUACUUCUCAUCACGCAGCAGCCUGAAAAGCCACAUGCUGAAGCAUCACAACAUGAGUUCUGAUGUUCUUAUGCAGAUGGAGACGAUGCCCACUCUUACACCAAGUAAUGAGCUCAUCACCUCCAGUCAUGUUCCGGCUUCCACUUCCACUAUUGCCAAAGGGGACCAGUUUACUAACUUGGACCUAAGCUCACUUUUCUCAAAUAUAUCUGGAGGUACAUCGGUCCCUGCCAGCAUUGGGGUUGGAAUUCCUAUUAAUGGUAGCACCCCUAAAAGCUUCUACAGAAUGGAUCUUUCCAUGGCCAGUUCAGGUAUCAUUAGUAUAGACCCUUCAACCGUCAGGCCGACGCUGGGUUCUAUCAGUAGUGGUACUGGAACAAAGCCCAUGGAGUCCUUAGCACUCUCUUCUACCACCAACAUGGGAUCUCAACGUGCUUUAGAGGCUAGUGUUGGCGACAUCCUGCUGACUCAGGACACUCUCAAUCUAGAUGAUGUUCAAAUGAUAACAAGUUUGGGAACACUCACAGCUCUAACUAUUCAGACGACCACUUCCACUGACUCAGCAUUGCAGAUCCCACUGGGGUCCUCAAGUGCCGUCUGUGUUGAGCCUCCUACAACUGUUGCUGUGACUCCAGUCUCAGAAUUACUCACCCAAACGUCAAAGGUGGUGGAUAGCAGUAGUGGCUCGUUGGUAGGAGCCAAAGUCGACGCACAGUAUGUUGUUCCGACUCAAAGUAGCAGCUGCCCCCUGCCGACGCAGUCAGAAAUGAAGGCCCGGUCACCACCAAACCUUUUCCUGGAAGGUGGAGGCUCCGCCAGAACCGACUAUAGAGCGAUUCAGCUUGCAAAGAAAAAUAAGCAAAAUGGACCACCGUCCUCUAAUGGUAGAGUGAGUCAAAGAAAAACGAAAGGAGAAAAAACGGCUCCUUUCGCUGAAAGUGCUUCAGCAUCCAGUGUGGGACCAACGCUGAGGGACCCUGUCGCUGGCGCUCAAUAUGUUCAGAUUCAACUGCUACAGGAUGAUCCAACUCCUGAUGGGGACCUGGCCUUCCAGUUAACCUCGCAGCCCUCGACUUCACAUACUCAACUUACCACUGAUCUCCCUGUUCAUAUUCUACAGGAGCCUACACUGAUGACUGAGGAGAACGGCUUGGAUAACUCACAGUUUACAGGAAGCACAAUAAAUCUGCAGGACUUGGAAUGAAUGAUAAAACCUUCUCAGCUAUGCACUCUUACAUGUACAUUUUGUUGGAAUCUCAGCCAGUGCAUAGUCUUUCUGCUUCUCUCUCCACCCUAAAUACAGGAAUGCUCAAUGGCCUGCACUCAAGUUCCAUCGCAUUGGCUUUCCCUAAUCACCUUUCUUUAUAUUACGUCUGUCUAUAGCUUGUAAAAAUAAACAGAAAACAUUUAUUUAUUCCUAAACUGAGGUAUACAAUGUUGAAAAAUAAAGUAAAAUUUGAAAAGUUUCCGUUGAAGUCGGUUUUGAAUGCAAUAUACACUUCGAAGUGUAUUCAGGCCACCAAUGAAUGAACAAAUGUUAAUUUCAGUCUCUCAUAAUACGUUCUAAUUACAUUUGACUUCUGUAUGUCUUUCAUUUCUUUGCUUUAUAUAACAUUGCUUCUGAUAGUGUGCAUCAUUUUUUCUUCCAUUUCACAGAUUGAAAAGGAUUAAAGUGGAGAACAGUUUCCCGACCUGUGA